Molecule: messenger RNA, 882 nt
Organism: Aspergillus tanneri
Lineage: Eukaryota; Fungi; Ascomycota; Eurotiomycetes; Eurotiales; Aspergillaceae
Product: aromatic alcohol reductase
Exons: 2
Coding region: 1-882 (293 amino acids)
Molecular function (GO): oxidoreductase activity
Source: RefSeq, a predicted model, not a curated record
AUGGCUCCAACCAAAGUAGCCCUUGCUGGUGGUACCGGGAACCUUGGCCGCGCGGUUCUGAAAGCUCUCCUGGACGCCGACUUCGAGGUGACCGUCCUCAGUCGAUCCAGCCAGAAACCCGUUGAUGAACGCGCCACGAUAAUCGAAGUCGACUACGACUCUCUUGACUCACUAACAUCCGCCCUAUCAGACCACGACAUCGUGGUGAACACGAUCGGUCGCGCCCCCACGGAAGUCGGCAUACGUCUAAUAGAUGCGGCGGUAGUCGCGGGGGUCAAACACUUCCUCCCUUCUGAAUACGGCACCGAUACGACGCACGAGAAGGUGCGAAAAGUUCCCCUCUGCGCGGGUCGUGUAGCCAUCCAAGAGCAUCUCAAAAAGGUGGCACGGGAAUCUUCUCUUUUCUACACGCUUCUCAUCCCCGGUGCCUUCCUCGACUAUGGCCUCCAGACGGGGUUCAUAUUGAACCUGGCGGGCCCGGUUGCUGAUCUGUAUGAUGGCGGGGAUCGGAAGUUCAGUACCACGACUCUCCCGGGGAUUGGGAAGGCGGUGGUCGGUAUUAUCAGGAACCCUGAGGCGACGAAGAAUUCGGCCGUCUUUGUGAGUGAGGCCGAUGUCUCUCAGAAUCAGAUGCUGGAGAUCUCAGGGAAAAGGGUCGAGACGAGGGUAGUUCGCACGGCGGAUCUAGAGAAGGAGGCAUAUGCGGAGUUGAAGAAACCGAAUCCGAGACCUGCAGUGUUUGCGGUUAAUUUCAUCCGUCUUAUUCUGUUUGGGGAGGGAUUUGGUAGCUUGAUUGAGUCUGAUAGGCUAUCCAAUGAGUUGCUGGGGUUGAGGUAUCUGACUGAAGGGGAAUUGCGAGAUAUGGUCUCCAGAUAUAUUUAG